AUGAAAAAUUCUUCCCAUCGCUCACCCUCACUACUAGCCGGUCGUCCACCCACUGCUCAUCGCAAGUCACUUGUCAGUCGUCGCCUCCCGCUGUUCGCCAUCUCCCUCCAAGGGUCGCCAUGGGCCGCCGGCCACCGUCUCCUGUCGUUGGCCGCUCGCCUCCCGUCGCCGGUUGUCACUUGCCUCCUGUCGCUGCCCGACGCUAGCCUCCUCCAACCGCCAUCCUCCGCACUAGCCGUGUCACCAUCCGCCGCCGCCUCCCUUCACCAUCCACCACCUGUUGCCCCCGUCCGCCCUCCUCCCGCCGCCGCCGCCCCCCUCCCGCCGCCGACCGUUGCUCACCUCCUGCCGCUGCCCAACGCCGGCCUCCUCCAGCCACCGUCUUCUGCAUUGGCCACGUCGCCAUCUGCCGCUGCCUCCCCCCACCACCCGCCAUUCGCUACCACUGUCUGCCCCCGCCGUCGCCAUCCGCUCACCGUCCACUCGCCGGUCACCUGA
Syzygium oleosum is the source of this 498-nucleotide messenger RNA. RefSeq names its product proline-rich receptor-like protein kinase PERK8. The record is from RefSeq and is a predicted model, not a curated record. The transcript has a single exon. The coding region runs from base 1 to 498 and encodes 165 amino acids. Lineage: Eukaryota; Viridiplantae; Streptophyta; Magnoliopsida; Myrtales; Myrtaceae.